This is a messenger RNA of Besnoitia besnoiti, 255 nucleotides long. RefSeq lists its product as uncharacterized. Bases 1 to 255 code for a protein of 84 amino acids. The transcript has a single exon. Lineage: Eukaryota; Apicomplexa; Conoidasida; Eucoccidiorida; Sarcocystidae. The record is from RefSeq and is a predicted model, not a curated record.
AUGGCAGCCCGUCCCAAGUCGAAGCCUGCGAAGAAGGCUCCCAGCAAGCCCGCCAUCAAGAAGGCGGCUGCCCCCAAGAAAAACACUCCAGCUGCUCCCAAGAAGGCGGCGCCCGCUGCUUCAUCGGCCACCAUGAAAAAGGGGAAGAAGGUGGUCGCCAAGAAGACUGUUGCUAAGAAGGCGGCGCCGAAGAAGGCCAAGGCCACCACCAAGACAGGAACGAAGAAGGCGUCCAAGUGCAAGAGCCGUAAAUAA